Alnus glutinosa is the source of this 2380-nucleotide messenger RNA. RefSeq names its product zinc finger protein JACKDAW. Gene Ontology annotation, molecular function: DNA-binding transcription factor activity. Gene Ontology annotation, cellular component: nucleus. Lineage: Eukaryota; Viridiplantae; Streptophyta; Magnoliopsida; Fagales; Betulaceae. The transcript has 3 exons. The record is from RefSeq and is a predicted model, not a curated record. Bases 375 to 1934 code for a protein of 519 amino acids.
ACAGAGAAAGAAAAAUAGAAUAUAAGAUGAAAUAUUCUCUUUAGCCAUCAUGGUUUUUUUUGGUGUUUUCUUUUUAAGAUCAAACAAAUAAAGCAAACCAGAUCUCUGUUAGAAGAGUCCGAAGCUCUAGCAUAUUUUUUUUUUUGUUUGGGAGGGUUGUUUAGAUUCAAGCUUGAGUUGGGUUUUCUUUUUUUUCUUGUCUUUUGGCAGAAUCAGAGCGUCAAAGAUUUUUCUUACCAAAGAUUUAUCUGUUUGUGCUUGGGAGCAAAAUCCUGUGUUUUCUUCUCCAGUACGGUCUUAACCUUUUGAAAGCUAGUUGUUUCGGUUUAAAUAAUUCACAAGCUAGCAAGCAACCCGUUUUGAAUUCAAACCCAAUGAUGUCCGGUGACACCUUCUCAGUACCCUCUUCAAUCGGAGGGUUUCCUCAAGAACAGAAUGCAAACCCUAACCCUAAACCUGAUCCUAAUCCAGCUGUCAAGAAGAAGAGAAACCUACCAGGAACACCAGAUCCAGAUGCUGAAGUUAUUGCUCUCUCACCGAAGACACUCAUGGCAACGAAUCGAUUCAUCUGUGAAAUAUGCAAUAAAGGGUUCCAGAGGGAUCAGAAUCUACAGCUUCACCGACGGGGUCACAAUCUUCCAUGGAAGCUCCGGCAAAGGACAAAUAAAGAGGUCCGAAAGAAGGUCUAUAUUUGCCCUGAAAAAACUUGCGUCCACCACGACCACUCGAGAGCUCUCGGUGACCUCACCGGAAUAAAGAAGCACUUCAGCAGGAAACACGGCGAGAAGAAAUGGAAGUGCGAGAAGUGUUCGAAGAAAUACGCUGUUCAAUCUGACUGGAAAGCUCACUCUAAGACCUGUGGGACUCGCGAGUACAAGUGUGACUGUGGAACCCUUUUUUCCAGGAAGGAUAGCUUCAUCACCCACAGAGCAUUUUGCGAUGCCUUAGCUGAUGAGAGUGCCAGGCUUACUUCACUUGCCGCUUCUAAUCUGAGUUUCAGAAGCGAUUCAUCACUGAAUGAGACCGUGAUAAAUCCUCAAGGAUUGUCCGGCAGGGGAGUUCAAGAUGCUGCCGGAAUUUGCCAAUUUCGCCCCGGGUUUCGACCAGAUUUCAACGGCAUGGCAAUUGGCGUAGAUCAGCAGAAGCCCAGAUUGUCGCUGUGGCUUAACCAGCCAAACGACAUGGUAGCUAAUUCUCAUCUUUACGCGUCAUCAAGUUCUACAGGCUUUCCUGAUCAUAUGGUGCAAGCGGCGUCGGGUAAUGCUCUCUUUGGUUGUUCAUCCUCUUCUAUUGGCAAUUUUGGAAACUUCAACGAGUUUGAAGGGUUUGAUAAGACUGUUAAUCCAACUUCAGCAAAUGCAAGCCUCUCUUUAACAGCUUCGCUUCAUGAAUUGAAGGAGGGAGGGAACAAAGGAAACUUGGUGGAAACGCUAUCCUCUCUUUACUCUGACAGCCAAAGCAAGCAAUCAAAGCCGGCUCCGGCUGCUCCAAUGUCCGCCACUGCGCUUUUACAGAAGGCAGCCCAGAUGGGUUCUACAAGAAGCAACAACAACAACCAAUCACCCUUUUGCAACACCUUUGGAGUGAUGAGCUCCUCUUCUUCAAACACAACAAGCUUCAUUAACAAUGCUCUCAAUCAAAACAGAAAUGAUCAUCAGCUGAACCAGGUGUUUCAAAAUGCGGAUGGAAUGGUGGGCAGCUCAAAUUUGAUCUCAUUAACAAGUUCGUCAAAGAGCUUUGAUCAGCUGAUGAUGCAAGGGAGUGGAAAACAAAGUGAGCCAGUAGUUCCAGCUAAGCAUCAAAGCAGCCCAACUAGGGACUUUCUUGGAAUGGGAGGAAGAGAAUCUCAACGACCAUUCUUACCGCAGGAGCUGGCAAAGUUUACUUCAAUGGGCUCGUCUAUGGGUUUGAGCCAAUUCACUGGCAACCACUGAAGUCACUUAUCAGCCCUGGUUGACAUGUUUGUUCUAUUACAAGUAAGUGCAAGAUAGCACAAGUUUGAGCUUAAUUUCUUUCAAUUUCCAUGCUGGAAAAACGCGUAAUUCAACUAGAGAGAGAGAGAGAGAGAGAGAGAUUGUGAAUAGUGUGAAUGAGGUGGGGGUCCAGUGCAUGUCCGAAAGGUCUGAAUGGAGAGCGGGACUCCAAGUCAUGCAUGUUCAAUUCGUUUGUUGUUGUUGUUGUUUUAUGUUCUGUCUCAACUUUCUUACCUCUUUUUGCUCCCUUCUUUUGAAAAAAAGAAAAAAAGAAAAGAAAAGAAAAUUGAGUAGCGCAGAAAACUACGUGGUGUCAUUGACUGUCUGUCAAAGUAUCUGCCUGCCUCUUCAACUUUGGUGGGUUAAGACUCAAGAGGAAGAGUAAUGCUACACAGACUUUACUUCUA